This is a messenger RNA of Amorphotheca resinae ATCC 22711, 1650 nucleotides long. RefSeq lists its product as hypothetical. The coding region runs from base 1 to 1650 and encodes 549 amino acids. The transcript is spliced from 5 exons. Gene Ontology annotation, cellular component: membrane. Lineage: Eukaryota; Fungi; Ascomycota; Leotiomycetes; Helotiales; Amorphothecaceae. Gene Ontology annotation, molecular function: sucrose:proton symporter activity. The record is from RefSeq and is a predicted model, not a curated record.
AUGGCGAGCUUUGUUGGGCAACCGUCCAUCAAGGGCUCGACCGAGACCACGCGCAUGGCGUUGUUGACGUUCGCGGCCGUCGGACUGCAAGUUACAUGGGGCAUUGAGAUGACUUACUGCACUCCCUACCUCCUCCAGCUCGGCCUCACGAAAUCCCGCACGUCUCUUGUCUGGAUUGCAGGGCCCCUCUCGGGCCUAAUAAUGCAACCAAUCGUCGGAGUUGUCUCCGAUGGCUGUACAUCCACAUACGGCAGACGGAGACCGUUUAUGGUGUUAGGAUCAAUAGUUGUCGCAGCUUGCUUACUGACGCUCGGCUGGACGAAGGAGAUUGUAAGCGCUUUUGUGGCGGAGGGAGAGUUUAGAAAGACCUGUACGGUUACAUUGGCUGUACUGGCAAUUUAUGCUGUUGAUUUUGCUAUAAAUGUUGUUCAAUCAUGUUGCCGGAGUCUGAUUGUUGAUACCUUACCUAUCCCCAAGCAGCAAACGGGCUCUGCCUGGGCAAGCAGAAUGGUAUCUGUGGGCCAUUUGUUUGGAUAUGUUAUUGGUACAAUGGAUCUGGUCCAGAUCUUUGGCACUUCCUUUGGAGACACGCAGUUCAAGAAGUUGAUCUUGAUUGCAGCAUUCAGUCUCAUGUUCACGGUUGGAGUUACUUCGUGGGCUGUGACAGAACGAGUCCUAGUUUCUGAAAAGGACGAAGAACCCCGAGAUGGGCCAAUUAAGAUCAUUCGCAAGAUCUUCAAGGCGACCAUUCAGCUUCCACCAAGAAUCCAAGCCAUUUGCUGGGCGCAAUUCUGGUCAUGGAUUGGGUGGUUUCCAUUUUUGUUUUACAGCACGACUUGGGUUGGUGAGACGUAUUUCAGAUACGAUGCUCCUCAGCAUGUCAAGCAGUCGAAAGAUGCAUUAGGUGAUAUUGGACGAAUAGGCAGCAUGUCCCUUGUCAUAUUCUCCUUUGUCACAUUCCUUGGGGCAUUUAUUCUUCCUCUAUUGAUCAGGUCUCCUGAAUCAGAGAGGUUCACUCAUCGACCGCCGGCGGCCAUCGCAGAGGUUGUCACGAAAUUCAACAAGUACAAGCCGGAUUUAUACACCGCUUGGCUCUGUGGACAUUUGAUGUUUUCAGGUGCUAUGAUUUUGGCACCUUUUGCCCAUUCAUUCAAUUUUGCAACUACUCUCGUUGCAUUUUGCGGAUUACCCUGGGCUCUCGCCUCCUGGGCCCCCAGCACUUUCAUGGGAGUCGAAGUAAAUCGCCUCAGCAGCACCACCCCCACCUACGAGCGCUUCCCACUUUCCAGGCGUAACUCCAACCCGAGCUCCUCUUCCGGCACGCCGCUGACACCACGCUCCCCCUUUCCCCUCCAUCUCGAAAAUGGCCUCUCGGACGACAACAUUGCGUCCACAGGCGAGCUCUCGGGCCUCUACUUCGGGAUCCUCAACAUCUAUACCACGCUUCCGCAGUUCGUCGGCACGUUUAUCAGCAUGAUCGUGUUCAGUAUUCUAGAGCCGGGAAAGAGCCCGGAGUUGGCUGAUGAUGCGGCCCCGAAGGAGCGUCUUGAUAGGGAUGGCCCGAAUGCCAUCUCGGUCUGUUUGUUUAUUGGGGCGAUUAGCACGGUGGGCGCGGCGUGGGCGACGAAGAAACUGAGAGAUAUGCAGUGA